Messenger RNA from Lodderomyces pseudojiufengensis, 1554 nucleotides. RefSeq lists its product as uncharacterized. The record is from RefSeq and is a predicted model, not a curated record. Bases 1 to 1554 code for a protein of 517 amino acids. Lineage: Eukaryota; Fungi; Ascomycota; Pichiomycetes; Serinales; Debaryomycetaceae. The transcript has a single exon.
AUGACAAAUCAAUUGAUCAGAUCAGUUAACCAACUCAAGAAAAGACCAGAUUAUGUGAAAUCGAUAUGUCAGUUAUAUAAAGAGUUACUUCGCAAAAGUUUAAAAUUGAAAAAUCUGCCCUCAUUACCUAAAAAUAAUAUUAUUGCAUUGACUUUGAAAGUUGGCUUAUAUGAAAAAUUUACCAAACGAUAUACAAAUCCUGAAAAAAUUAGCGAAGUGUUACUAAAUGGUAUACGGUUGAAUAAUAUAUUGGAAGAAGCGUUAAGAACAAAGAAAUGGCUGGCAUUGCAAGAAUUUAUUGAUCAAGAACAGAAUGAAAAUUGGCUAUUGCAACAAAGAAGAAGUUCAUUUUUAAAACAUUCAAAAGAACUACAAGAGAAAAAUAUAAACAAUCUCCGUGGUAAAGAAAAGACUUUAGCAAUGUCAAGAAGGAGGAAGAAAAAGAUUUCAGUGUCACCACCAAAAGAUCGACAUGAAGUUUCGGAUUAUGUUAAGAAAGGUUUUGAAAAAGCCCAAAUGGAUGGUCAAUCAUUAAUUCUAAGAUACUUGAAUCAGUUGCAAUAUGAUGGAAAAAUUCCUAAUCCUCAUUUGUUACCAUACACUGAAGAAACAUUUACAGCAGCUGGAGAUAAUUAUAAUCAGAAACAUAUAAUAAAUGGAGCCUCCCAAAAAAUAAUAAAUGAAGCAUUUGAUCAAGAAUAUAUAGAGUCAAUCUUAAUACCAAAUUUAGAAUUUGAAUUAAAUAAUUUGGAAAUUGAAAGACUUUUGAAAAUUUUAAAUGAAAAAGGACCAUACCAAGCAACAGCCAAACAGACAUCAGCAGGAGUAGUAACUAUGCCAUUUAUAGAAACACCAACUCAUGAUUUUAUACAUAGACCUAAACUUGCAAAGUUGAUUAAACAACAAGUUUUAUGGUAUAGGAUUCGUAAAAUCUGGGAAUCAAGUAGUAAUUUGAAAGAAGAAAAUAGACAAAAAAAUGGAGGAUACCCAGUAAAGGGAUCAAGAGGGUUUGGAGUUGAUGAGAUUAUAAAACCAAGAUCGUUUUAUCAGGAAUUAGCUGAAGGUGAAGAAUUGUUUGAAUUAUUUACGGAAAUUGAAAGAAGAAAAAUAAAAAAUUUAAAUGAUGAUACUGAAAUUGAUUUUAAAAAAUUUGAUUGGUGUAGUGAUUUAGAUUUUGUUUCUGAAUAUAUUGACAAAAAAUUAGAAGGUUAUUUGAAUGAAGGUAAAUCAAUGAACUUAUUGCAAUUACAAACUAAGUUACAAAACAAAUUCAACAAGAAAUAUGAUUCAAAAGUUGAAAGAUUUAAAAAGCUUUUAAAACAGUUGAAAGAGGAUCGUGUUUUCAAGCAUAGUGAGAUUGUUUCAUUACCUGUUACCACUCCAUUGAGAAGCAAUUUACCGAAAAUUGAUAAAUUUCCAAUUGAAGAUCGAAUCGGACGUGGUAAAAAAGUUAGUGACUAUUUAAAAUCUAACAAGUUUAAACAUUUUGAAUUUGGUAAUCAAUUAACGAAGAGAAUUAACGAGAUCAUGACCAUUGUUGCCAAAAAAUACUAA